AUGAUCGCGACUUUCAAUGCCAGUGAUUCGGCAGCAGAAGCAGAGUUGGGAGAUCUUCCGCCUCGUCCAGUGACCGUCCUCAACGUUGUCGACAGGGAAAUACCCGACUCUACUUGGCUGAAGGCGAAGAAAUCCCAAAUGCUUGCUGACGAUGAUGUCUUCAAUGAAGAAUUCUUCAAGUGUAUUAUUCUUUCCAAUGCAUUGCAGCUACCUACUGGAAUCUCUCGCAGCGAAGUUCGUCUGGAAGAUGGGUCUAAAUCAACUAUUCACGAAGUGAGAACAGGGGGAUCUGUGAGAAAUGGCCCGUACUUUGCCAUAGGCUCAGCUUUGUUUCAAGUUUUCAAGCUUUACGACGACCCGCAAGACGCCUUUAUGUUUGGUGUUCAAGUCGACGAGGAUCAGCCUGAGAGUUUUAUCCAAUACUUUGAAAGCGUUAUUCCAGUACCAUCUCGUUUAUAUUUCGAUCCACCAAAUCUCAAACAUCCACUCAGUGGCAAGCGCUUUGCCGUGAAGGACGUUUAUGACAUGAAAGGAGUCCCAACGAGUGCAUCGUGUCGAGAUUACCAAUCCUUUAUUGGCAAAGCUGAUGUGACGGCCGAAAUGAUUCUAAGAUUAACGCGUGCUGGGGCCGUAAUUGUGGGGAAAACAAAGACAGCUCAAUUUGCUUGCGGAGAAAAUGCCCCUGACUGGGUGGACUACUCUUGUCCCUUCAAUCCACGUGGCGAUGGGUACAUGGAUCCUGAUGGCAGCAGUACUGGAAGUGGUGCUGAAUUAGCUGCCUACGAGUGGCUUGAUCACAGUAUUGGAACAGACACACUUGGAAGUAUGGUUGGUCCCUCGGCAAGCAACGGAGUGUUCGGUAUUCGCCCAACACAUGGCAUUUCCAACUUGCAAGGCGUAUUCCCCGUUUCAAGGCUACUAGAUACCGCUGGUUGCUUCUCUCGAUCUAUAUCCGAUCUUAAAACAGUGGGACUAUCUUGGUACGAGGGGCAAAUAGAGAACCCUAGGUUUCAAUCACCUUUACGUGUACUGUAUGCGCCGGAGGAAUUCAACAAAUUUUCGGAACCAAAACGCCUGAUCAUGGAUGCGUUUAUUGAGGAUCUCGAAACGGUCCUGAAAAUUUCCAAGACGGAUUUCAGCAUUGCUUCGACCUGGGAUGAAGAAGCCCCUCCUUCUUGCACCAGGCCCAUCCAGAAAUUCCUCGCAACGACUCUUGCUCACAUCCAGCUGUACGAUUGUUAUCACAACAACGCAAAAUGGCGGAACUCAUUCAAGGAGACGCGCGGUCGUGAGCCGUAUGUGAAUCCUAUAGUCAGAUUCAAAUGGGGUCUAGGAGCAAAUCUCACACCACAAGACUACGAGAAAGCAUGUAGUGAAAGAGAGACUUAUCGUACCUUUCUGCGAGAGGAAGUAUUCAACGAGAGCACAGUUCUUGUACUCCCGUGCGGGUCACCUAUUCCCCGCUACAGAGAUGUUUAUGAUCGACCGCCAGCAGAGAGUGGUUACAACUUGCAAGGUUUUGGCUUCCUACGAGAUUUAUAUGGUUUUCUAGGAGGUCUUCCACUGUUGAUUAUUCCCGUUGGUCAGGCGCUAGUUGAGUCCUCUGUAACCAAAGAGAUGGUGUCUCAGCCAGUUUGUAUCUCUAUGGUUGGAGCACCAGGUACGGAUGGCCAACUGAUAAAUCUUGCAGAGCAUAUCAUUAAGGAAAGCGGAAGACCUUUGCAAGUCAAGGUUGGAAGGACACUUUUCGAAGUAUAA
Mollisia scopiformis is the source of this 1758-nucleotide messenger RNA. Its product is annotated as amidase signature enzyme. The transcript has 10 exons. The record is from RefSeq and is a predicted model, not a curated record. The coding region runs from base 1 to 1758 and encodes 585 amino acids. Lineage: Eukaryota; Fungi; Ascomycota; Leotiomycetes; Helotiales; Mollisiaceae.